Messenger RNA from Schistosoma turkestanicum, 840 nucleotides. NCBI's taxonomy places the organism in Eukaryota, Metazoa, Platyhelminthes, Trematoda, Strigeidida, Schistosomatidae. The record is from the annotation of a GenBank genome assembly.
AUGGAUCUCAUUGAUAUGAAAAACAGAAGUGCAUUAACCGUGAAAUUUGAAACGUGGCAUGGAUUGAAUGGUAAAGGAACAAUUUGUGACGUUGGGAGCUUUGAUUACCUUCUACCUGUUCCAAAAAGGGAUAGGCACUAUGACCUUUUAGAUGUAUUUCGAAGUGCUGGCGUAGCUAGUGGCGCUGUAAUCGGGGCUGGUGGCGGACCAUUUUUUCUUACUGGAUCAAACUCGGAGAUGGUAAUGAAUAUUUCUUCUGAAAAUGGUGAAGUUGUAAAAAAUGGUUCAUUAUAUGGGUCGUAUGAUGAAAAGAAUCAUAGACCUUUAUUGACAAAAGCUGACAAUACCAAAUUUGCUUUGUUAGGCCAAAUGUUCAUGUGUGAAGGUAAACCUGGACCGGUUAUUGAAUUAAAUGUAUCUGGGCGUAUUCGUGAUGGAAAAUUCGAUGCUAUGCUACGUGAAGCAUUACAUGUAAACUAUGGUCAUUUAAAUCAUGCAGUCGGUUUAGGUGGAGUGAUAGUUCAAGAAAAAGGCAAAUCAUUAUAUCAUGUCAUUCCUGAAUUCUCACAAGAACCUAUUGAUUCCGGUGAGAAACUUCGCAAUUGGCUUAAAAUGUUUGAAAUGGAAUCUCCUGUGAUUUCAGUUGGAAUAGCUGUAUCACAUGAUCCGCAUCAUCUUGGUCUACGCUUAGAACAUUUUCAUUGUUUCAAUGAAAGUCAAACAAAUUGUGGACAUUGUCAUUUUGAUACACAUGGUCCAACUGCAUCAUAUCGUGGUUAUUUUGCAUUAGCUGAUCAAUUGUUACGUAUUGAUCAACCGAGUAGCCAAACAACUAAAUGA